AUGACUUCCAGAGGGAGCAGAGGGCCUUGGAAGAUGGUUUGCUUCCUUGUGGCCAGCGAACGAUUUUCCUACGCAAUCGCUCAUUCUCGAGGAGAUUUUGGAAAUGAAGUUGGGUUUCAGGAGGAGGCCACGGAAAAGAGCUCGAAGAAGGCGGUGACCAAGGCGCAGAAGAAGGACGACGGCAAGAAGCGCAAGCGCAGCCGCAAGGAGAGCGUGUACAAGGUGCUCAAGCAGGUCCACCCCGACACCGGCAUCUCGUCCAAGGCCAUGGGCAUCAUGAACUCCUUCGUGAGCGUCAUCUUCGAGCGCCUCGCCGGCGAGGCAUCGCGCCUGGAGCAUUACAACAAGCGCUCGACCAUCACGUCGCGGGAGAUCCAGACGGCCGUGUGGCUGCUGCCGCCUGGCGAGCUGGCCAAGCACGCCGUGUCUGAGGGCACCAAGGCCGUCACCAAGUACACCAGCUCCAAGUGAGCUUGGCAAGUAAGCUGUCUUUACACCUAACUCCAAAGACUAUGAAGAUCUAUGCAUGAUUUCGAUCGAUGAGUUGUAAUUUUUUCACUCGGAGCAAUUUUUUUCUUCACUGUGUACUUACAACUUAGUUACCAACCUUUAAUGUUUCAUCAUUCCCGCAUACGAAAUACUUGAAAAGUACAGGAAAUAGCUAUUAGAAGUUGUCUACUCCCUACGGGCCCGUACAAGUUAAGUGUUAACUAUCACGUAAAUAUAUAACCAAUAUGAGCUGCAAAUGGCAUUCUAAAUUUGCAGCUCAUCGUGCCGUUAUACAGAUCUCAAGUUUUUCUUGAUCUCUGAGUUGGUGAUGACUGCCUGCCGUGAGCACAAAAAAUUGUGCUCUGGCAACUUCUAUCUGCUCAGAGCUGGCAUUUUCUUUUACUUUUUUCAUCUUUACCAUUUAGAUGUGUGAUAUUAAAACGUGGCUGAAGACAAUGUGAGAUUUCACUGAAAUAUGAAAAGCUUUCCUGCAGUCUCGCUUUGCUGCCCAGCGGAUUUCCAGGCAAGGCUAUGAUAGGCAAAGGGGCAGGCAGAGGCAAUUAUUUUGUAUCCAAAAGGCCUAGAGGGAAAGAGAAAGGGAAGCGGUCUUUGAGACAAUUGCGAGUUGUCUGUUACAGUAGCUUUCUAAGAAAGUUACUUAGUUUAUGGUCAUUUUGUGCCUUUUAGCUUAAAAUUCCUCAGAAAAUAGGAGGAUUCCUCACAGAGGUCCACACUCAGGUGAGGGGCUGGAGCCAGGCUGUGGUGAUCCCUCAGGGGCUUGUGUCACCUGAGACAUGCUGACAUUCUGAGGAAUUUAAGUACAGAUUCUGAGUCUCCUUACUCUGGGGCCUAAUGUGAUCCCCAUCUCCCCAGCUAUAGGACGAUUUGCCCUUAGACUGACUCAGAUCAAAGCUUUAGUGUAUCUCAGGAAUAAAGCCUUUCUUCUGCAGGUCCCCUUGGUUUUACUCUUUAUUCAUUCAUUUUAUCUAUUUAUCCAUCUAUUCAUCCAUCCAUUCCAGAGACAUUUCUGGUGUAUCCACCAUAUGCUAAUACUAGGCUCUGGGAUGUAGGGAUGAAUGCCCUUGCCUCCCAGGAGUCCAAGUUCUAAUGCAGAAGACAGACAAGAAAGCAGUUAUGGAGCAGAACUAUCAGGACAGUGACAAUUGCAAUUGCAGGAUCUGAGCUAGGAAGCCUUUGGCUUGGUCCGUGUGCCAGGUCCUAGCAGGGUGUGUGUGUGCAUACUCACGUCUUUGCAGAGGGAAGGGGUGAGUGUAUAUGGAGGCUGCCAGAAGGGACUGUUGGGGACACUUGCUUUCUUCUCUUCAGUUUCCUUCCAUGUGCCAAGUCCUCUACUAGACACCGGACCUCUUGCCAGACCCCUCCCCCUUACUCAUCAUCUUCCCAGGGGAGGUGAGUGACUUAUCUGAUUGGAGAGUCUGCAGUUCAUGAAGGAAAACUAGGACAGGGUGACUCAGCUCUAUCCCUGGUUGAGGCCAUUCCUGUCUGCUCUUCCAUGCCAUAAACUUUACAGAGGUCAGCUGUUGGGGCAGGGUGCUGCUUGUAGCUGGGUGAGUGGGUUCAGUACAAGGGGAGAGAAGGCAAAACCCACUUGCCUGAUAUAGUUAAGGCAACAUCCUCCAACCCAGCUUUUGCCAGUGUUUUCUGUUUUGAUUUCCACUGGCCCAGUUCCUAUGGCAGGAAACAAAGGUGCUAUUUGUUGGACUCUCUUGAACUCCAACACAGAUGAGGCUUAUUGUUGUCCCUAAGUGGAUGGUAGGGGUGGGCUCAUCACUUUGGCUUGACUGAGAGCAAUCGAUAUCCACAUGCUGAGCCUUGAGUGACACUGGGCUCUGUAGAGAGGAGAGGCACACUUUCAGGGACUUCCCUCCUUCAUUCCCUGCUUUACCGCUCCCUCUGAAGCAGCUCUGAUGCAAGAAAGGAAAAGCACAUCAGGAUGAAAGGAGAAAAUCAAGAUGGUCUUCUAUUAAAGUCUGUAGCUGUUCUACAAAGGUCAUGAACAGCCCUUGGACCAGGCCUGGGGCUCCCACUGAUGUGUGUCCCCGAUAAGACACAGGGUAGCUGGCUGUUUUCCUUUUGGGCUGUCUUCAUUUUGGAAAAGGCCCCUUUUGUAAAUGUGUUCUGGCUUGCCUUUCUGGAACACCUUUGCCCUCUUGUUUCUCAUGUUUGUCCAUUUCCUGUGGAGCUGAAUUUUGGAUUAUAUUUGUCCUUAGAAGAAUAUACUGUGUUCAUGUUGUCCUGUACCUCUUAGAAGACAGGUCAGGGGUUUCCUCACCCUCAGCCCCUUCAGGUGACAGAUGAGUAAGAUGCAGAGGGACCUUUGGUGGUGGUGGUGAGGGGUGCUACCCAGAAGGAAUUGGCAAAUACUCCACUUACCCACCUUUUAGUAUUUUUCUGUCAGACAUUGUCAUUUCCUUCGUUAACUCUAUCAGCUGAUUCCCCAACUGGCAACAGGGUCGGUUUUUUCCUAGUUUCAUGACAUCAAAAGCUUCACACAUGUUUAAAUACUGCAUUAUUGUUCUGGUGUGAGAAACCAAAAGUGGAAAUAAGGACAAAAAUGUAUAAUAGAUACUGGGAAAUGGGAAACGGGAAGAAAAUGUUCAAAUGGGAAGGGGACCAAGGGAGAAGGGAGGA
Molecule: messenger RNA, 3141 nt
Organism: Heterocephalus glaber (naked mole-rat)
Lineage: Eukaryota; Metazoa; Chordata; Mammalia; Rodentia; Bathyergidae
Source: RefSeq, a predicted model, not a curated record